AUGGCAAAUUCCAAAUAUGAAUACGUCAAAUCAUUCGAGCAACCGGACGCUCUACUCCCCAAUACAUGGAUUGUGGUCCGGAUCGAUGGCAGAGGCUUCCACAAACUCUCUGAUCACUACGGCUUCAUAAAGCCCAACGACCGCCGGGCCCUAGACCUAAUGAAUGCUGCAGCAGUCGGCGUCAUGAAAGACCUACCUGAUCUUUGCAUCGCCUACGGUAUUAGCGAUGAGUACAGUUUUGCUUUUCAUCCCAACUGCCAAUUGUUCGAGCGGCGGAGUGCCAAGUUAGUAACGACUAUUGUGUCAACAUUCACGGCACAUUAUAUCUAUCUGUGGGGAACGUAUUUCCCAGAUACGCCGCUCCAGCCAGCGGCUCUGCCUUCGUUUGAUGGAAGAGCAGUGAUGUAUCCGAACUCUAGGAUAUUUAGGGAUUAUAUGAGCUGGCGGCAGGUGGAUUGUCAUAUUAACAAUCUUUACAAUACGACAUUUUGGACCAUGGUCCUGCAAGGUGGGAUGGAUAGAAGAGAAGCUGAACUGGAAUUGAAGGGCACCCUGUCUUCUGACAAGAAUGAGAUCCUCUUCAAGAGGUUCGGUAUCAACUAUAAUAAUGAAGAAGAGAUCUAUAAGAAGGGCAGCGUCAUCUAUCGCCAGGAAGAAACAUCACCAUUGCAGGAGGACACACCCUCCAAGACACAGCAGGAAAAGAUCCGCAAACUGCGUCGCAAAGUGCAGGUCGUGGUCGAUCAUGUCGACAUCAUCAAGGAUGAGUUCUGGGAGAGACGGCCUUGGAUUCUCUCUGGCAAGCCCGGAAAGCUGCCUACAGAGGCUAAGCAAGUAGCAUCAUGA
Molecule: messenger RNA, 846 nt
Organism: Aspergillus niger
Lineage: Eukaryota; Fungi; Ascomycota; Eurotiomycetes; Eurotiales; Aspergillaceae
Exons: 8
Coding region: 1-846 (281 amino acids)
Biological process (GO): tRNA modification
Molecular function (GO): tRNA guanylyltransferase activity; magnesium ion binding
Source: RefSeq, a predicted model, not a curated record